CUCACUCCCUCUCUCCUCCCGUAUUUCCGUAACCACUCUGAGUCGCGCGUGCAGGUCAUUAUUUCCGCAGAGGAGAAGAGGGAGAAAGCUGCAGGUUGUCUCGUGCACCUUAGCGCGGCUUUAAUUGGACUUUUUAACCCGGGACAGGACCGGAAGUCUUCCCCUCGGUCCGCAGCUGCAGGACCCGGCUGGUAAAGAAGAUGAUGAAGAUGAUGAUAAUAAUAACGAUGAAGAAGAAGAAGAGCGUGCUUCUUCCACCGCUGCGCGCGCUCUGAUACUAAGAUGCCACCGGGCCCCGGAGCUCGCUUUGACGCGGCUCGGAUCGAGAAUAACCCGGGAUAAUAGGCUAACCCGGGAUAAUAAUAACACACAGACGCAACAAACAACGCCACAAAAAGUCAAAGAUAAAGCAGAAUCCAGGAACCAACCAGGAGGAAGAACACGGGCACGUGCAGAGGAGAGACAGGUGGGCAGUGAUGCUGCUGUCAGCGCUGCUGCUGGUGCUGCUACUGGCCGCGGGACGCUGCACUGCUGCCGCUGCCUUGCUCCGACGCUCAGGCAGCUGGGCAGAUGGGCGCAGCGGGAUGGAGCCUGGCGGACGAUACCCCAAGACCAGGCCGGAGGGGGCGGGACUCAAUGGACCCCUGCUACACGGACCGGAGGGACAUGCCAGAGAUUCACGACACAAGGAGAGAUUCAUCAAACACCUGACAGGUCCGCUUUCCUUCAGCCCAAAGUGUAGGAAACAUUUCCACCGACUCUACCACAACACCAGAGACUGCACCACCCCUGCAUAUUAUAAGAGAUGUGCUCGUCUGCUGACUCGCCUGGCCAGCAGCCCUCGCUGUACAGAGAGAUGAUCACAAGCCAUGUUUCCGAUGUCCGUCCCCCUGGCGAGCCGGAGAAGUUCUUCAGCCAAUAGGAACUCACCGUGAAGCCAGACCACUUCAGGAUCUUUUCUAUUUUUAUUGUUUUUGUAUUUUCUGCCUACAGACGACUUAACAUCUCAUCUCUGGACUCAAACUCUCACCUUCAGAUGGAGAUAACGGAAAGGAUUUCUAGUUUUCUGAAGCGAACUAACUAACAAAGUUGCGGGAUUUAUUUUCUGGCAACAAUGCGGAGUACCGCUGCGUCAGAACAUGGAGUACUUCUCUGUCAGAACGCGGAGUACUUCUCUGUCAGAACGCGGAGUACCGCUGCGGCAGAACGCGGAGUACUUCUCUGUCAGAACGCGGAGUACUUCUCUGUCAGAACGCGGAGUACCGCUGCGGCAGAACGCGGAGUACUUCUCUGUCAGAACACGGAGUACUUCUCUGUCAGAACGCGGAGUACCGCUGCGGCAGAACGCGGAGUACUUCUCUGUCAGAACGCGGAGUACUUCUCCGUCAGAACGCAGAGUACCGCUGCGGCAGAACGUGGAGUACUUCUCUGUCAGAACGCGGAGUACCGCUGCGGUAGAAAGCGGAGUACCGCUGUGUCAGAAACCAA
Messenger RNA from Sander lucioperca (pikeperch), 1488 nucleotides. Its product is annotated as ALK and LTK ligand 2-like. Gene Ontology annotation, molecular function: receptor signaling protein tyrosine kinase activator activity; receptor tyrosine kinase binding. The record is from RefSeq and is a predicted model, not a curated record. Gene Ontology annotation, biological process: positive regulation of ERK1 and ERK2 cascade; positive regulation of ERK5 cascade. Lineage: Eukaryota; Metazoa; Chordata; Actinopteri; Perciformes; Percidae. The transcript has 6 exons. Bases 477 to 860 code for a protein of 127 amino acids.